AUGUUUUCUAAGUUUUCUCAAAAGCUCUGUUUGCUUAAAGUUCCCGGACUACAGCGCGCGAGCCAACCCUUCUGCCUUGCAUGUGGCGGACGCGGAGAGCUGUUUUGCGCUGCGUGCGGGGUAGCGCCGUAUUGCAGCCCUAAAUGCCAGAAAUCUGAUUGGGUCAAGCGGCAUAGGGCGGUCUGCCAUAAUUUGGCCAGGACACCAGACCAGGUGGAGGCGAGUCAUAGUGAAAAGGACGAACCAAUGCACAGUGACUCUAAGGAAAUAAAGCGAAACCAUCGUUUUUCAAAACACCAGAGACUUCAGACUCAGGCUGACGAGGGCUCGUCUGGUAACACUGAUUCUAAUAGGAAUGAUAAACGAUUUGAAAGGAAACCUCAAAUCAGUACACGCACUUCCGUACCAACCUCAGGUCCCUUACGCCGUCCAAAAUGUUUAGAUUCAGACAAAAUAGAGACACAAACCGACAAACCCGCACCACCAGAGAUAAAUGAUACGGAGAAAUUGAAUGUAGUAAGAGCCCCAGCCGCAGAUAGAAGACCGAAUUUCCGGCCCGGAAAAGGAAUUGAUGAUUCGCAGAAAUCUAUUGGAAAUGAUGCGCAUGGUACGAAAGGGGAAGCUGUUCAAAAUGGCGAUUUGUCUCAAAAAGUUCAAGGUCCAAGAGCAAAGCCUAGCGCUCAAAACUCCAUUCAACCGCCAAAGGAACAUAAGGAGAAGACUCAAACGGCGCCUGUUGUUAUUCCGAAAAUUGAGAUAUUGCCAAAGAUGUACAUUGUAGCCACAUUCGAAGUGGGAGACACGUUCGUUCUGUCGGCGGAGGCUGAUGCCAAGGACUGUCUUUCGAAGCAGAAGGGCUUCAUCUGCAUCGCUCUUAACAUUAGUUGUGAAGACAAGUACAAUUUACUUUGCACUGACUACUGUGCGUCGUGUGACGCUGAACCCGAUACGUAUACACCAAAACCAGGCGACUUGUUCUCAUUCAACAACCGAGAGGGCGGAGACAGUUGGUUCAGAGCUCGGUGUUUAAACUCAACGUCUGCCGCGCUCAUCGAUGCUUGUCAGAUAGCGUCAUUUGCAGCUGGUAUUUGCAAGAAGAUUCCCAGCAACUAUCAAGAUAUUCCCGAAUUCUGCUGUGUGUUGGAUGCUGAUGUCUCGAUCGGUGAUCCACUAUUAGCCACGGUGGUUACGAAGUUGUCGUGUGAGUCUGUUCGUGUGGAUCUACAAAACACAUUAACGAAUGAAAAACUCGGACUUGCUACUAUAAGCAGAUGGUCGCCGGCUAUCGAACUCCCUAUACAAUCUGGCAAUCCCAUCCCACAAGUACCAAGACCGUCGAUAAAGAACAACUCUAAAGUGAUACUCGUAGAAGCUUCGAAGCUUGAUGCCGUAUACGUUCGCUCAGCCGAUAGCAACGCGGCCCGGCAGUUCAAUGGUGUGUUACAGGACGCGAUACUUUGUGCACAGAAAGGUACACCCCUAAAGGAGCCCCCAGCUAGAGGCCAAGUGGUGAUCGCGAAAUAUAAAGACGGAAUCUUCUCCCGAGCGCUCGUUCAACGAAUUAACGCUUUAAGGACAAAAUAUCUGCUUGAAUAUAUCGAAUUUGGUUAUGUGGAACCACAAACACUAGAAACACUCUACCCGUGUCCAGACAAGCUGAGCCUUGAGAAUCAGCCCACAGUUGUAUCCUGUGUUAAGGUGAGCACAGAAUACCCGGAUAUCACUGAACCUGCCAAGGCAUAUAUCAACAAAGUACGGGAUCAAGAAUUAGAAUUGAUUUUGACAUUAACUGAUGCCCAAACGGCUCCAAGUGGCAGUGAAGUCAGCUUGACCUUGGAGAAGAAUAAAGAGAACUUCAAUCGACAAGUCGUAGAAAUGUGUAAACCGGGCUGGAAGUUGAUGGAACAGAAGGGGACUGAUGUCGUUGAACUAGCACCAAUACUGUACUACGAGAUGGACUUCGUGAGUGUUCCGUCGUCUGGUUGCGAAUUCAUAGUACUCGACAUCGGCACACUCUUCGGCGGCCUGCUUAGCGGAUAUCCGUCUGACUCGCCACGAGCAUCCUAUAUCUUGGAUAAUUUACCCGAUUUGAUGGCAGCAUAUUGUAACAGUGAUUUGGGCCGGGAUCCAUAUUUACCUCUUACCAACGAAGUCUGCAUCGCGCAGUUGCCUCCACAUGAAGAAUGGUUCCGUGCGGUGAUGCUGGAACAGGAAAAUGGCGCUGGUGGGACCGAAGCGAAGGUGGCCUACAUCGACUAUGGGAAUAUCGCCACGGUGCCCGUCAGCGUGUUGAGGAAAAUGGUGCCGGAGUUUAUCAAGGAUAUACCCGGGUUGGCUUCGACUGUGCAGAUAAGAGAUUUCCCAAGUUCCCCAACUGAAGCAAUGGUGGAACGCGCAUUGGAAUACCUACAAUUGGACGAUUUGGACCGCGGUCGUCUAAAAAUUGAAAAUUGUACCAAAAUCGGAAAGAAUACUUACGAAGUUGACGCGCCGGGGCUCAUAGCUAUGAUGAAAGGGAAAAUAUAA
This is a messenger RNA of Pieris macdunnoughi, 2526 nucleotides long. NCBI's taxonomy places the organism in Eukaryota, Metazoa, Arthropoda, Insecta, Lepidoptera, Pieridae. The record is from the annotation of a GenBank genome assembly.